AAUCCUCACUCUCGUGAAAUAUUCUAGGCUCCAAACAUCUAGCAAGAUCUGCUUCCGACCAUUACGCUUUAUUACACUACUCCAUUUGUCUUCAAUUUCUAUACCUCCCUAACAACAAAUGGACAGUUCCUCCAUUGCCGCCACCUCGUCUGAAAAUACUCUACAUGCACCUUACGCUCCUUUGCCGGAGCAACCUAAUUCCCACCACGAACCUUCCACAAAAGUCCGGCGACCUUUAAAGAUUUUCUCAGUCGUUUUUCUGCUGUCAUUGCUCGCAUUAAUCGUUAAACAAAGCCAACAACCAUCGCCCCAGCCAAAUAAAAACCAGUCAGCAGCACAAUCUGCGGCGGUGCCGGUGCCGAGAGGAGUAGCUGAAGGUGUAUCAGCUAAGUCAAGUCCGUCGUAUUUGAAUGAUGGACUGUCUUACAAUUGGACAAAUGCUAUGUUUUCUUGGCAAAAAACUUCUUACCAUUUUCAGCCUGAAAACCAUUGGAUGAAUGAUCCUGACGGUCCAUUAUUCCACAUGGGAUGGUAUCAUCUAUUCUACCAAUACAAUUUUGAUUCAGCAGUGUGGGGCCUUAUCAGGUGGGGUCAUGCUGUAUCAAGGGACUUGAUUCACUGGCUCUAUCUCCCCUUGGCAAUGGUCCCUGAUCAAUGGUAUGAUAUCAACGGUGUAUGGACAGGCUCAGCUACUUUCCUUCCUGACGGUCAGAUCGUAAUGCUUUACACUGGGGACACUAACACAUCACUGCAGGUGCAAAAUCUAGCCUACCCCGCCAACCUAUCUGAUCCUCUCCUUAUAGACUGGGUCAAAUAUCCUGGAAACCCGGUUCUUUUUCCACCACCUGGAAUUGGAUUCGAUAAAUUCAGAGAUCCGACAACGGCCUGGAUGGGGCCCGAUGGAAAAUGGAGGCUCACAAUCGGGUCAAGAAUAAAUGAAACCAUUGGAAUCUCACUUAUGUACAAAACUACCAACUUUAUAACUUAUGAGUUGCUGGAUGGACUCUUACAUUCGGUUGAGGGUACGGGUAUGUGGGAAUGUGUGGACUUUUACCCUGUUGCAUUAAACGGGUCAAAUGGUUUGGACACUUCAGCAAAUGGGCCGGGGAUUAAGCACGUAUUGAAAGCUAGUUUGGAUAAUACAAAGGUGGAUUAUUAUGCAAUCGGUACAUACGACCCGGUAAGAGAUAAAUGGACACCUGAUAACCCAGAAGAGGAUGUGGGUAUCGGGUUACGGGUGGAUUAUGGAAGGUAUUAUGCGUCAAAGUCCUUUUAUGACCAGAAUAAACAGAGGAGGAUCUUAUGGGGCUGGAUCAAUGAAACUGAUACUGAACAAGAUGAUUUACAAAAGGGCUGGGCUUCUGUUCAGACUAUUCCAAGGACCAUCGUAUUUGAUAGCAAGACCGGGGCUAAUUUGCUACAUUGGCCAGUGGAAGAAAUUGAGAGCUUGAGAUUGAAGAGUACUGAAUUUGAACAGAUUGUGAUUGCACCUGGUUCAGUCAUCCCACUUGACAUUGGCUCGGCCAGUCAGCUAGACAUAUUUGCAGAGUUUGAAACAGAAUUAAUAUCAGAAUCAACCGGUGAAGAAUAUGGCUGCGGUGGUGGUGCAGUAGCCAGGAGUUCAUUGGGACCAUUUGGUCUGCUAGUUCUUGCAGACGACUCACUUUCUGAACUGACCCCUGUAUUUUUUCGUCCUGAAAGUUCAACUGAUGGCACUCUUAAAACUUAUUUCUGCGCUGACGAAACAAGAUCGUCAAAGGCUGAUGUCUUUAAGCAAGUUUAUGGUAGCACUGUUCCUGUGCUGGAAAAUGAAAAUUUAAAGAUGAGGAUAUUGGUUGAUCAUUCAAUUGUGGAGAGUUUUGCACAAGGAGGAAGAACAGUGAUCACAUCAAGAAUUUAUCCAACAGAAGCAAUUUAUGGAGCUGCAAAGGUGUUCUUGUUCAACAAUGCAACCAGUGUUAAUGUUAAGGCUACACUCAAGAUUUGGGAGUUGAAUUCUGCCUUUAUAAGUCCUUUUCCAUUUGGUGAAUAUUAGAAAUAUUAUUUGAUUGAGUUUGUUGUAUCAAUUUGCCGUUUAAUUAUUGGUCUGCAAAAUAUAUAUAUUCUUUAGUUGUUUAUUUUUUGUAUUUGGGAGGGUCUAAGCUUGUGUGUAAUUUUUACAGUUCAAACUCCAAUGGCUAAGUAAUUUGCAUUUUCUGAAAAACAUAUACAAUGAGAAAAGAUUCAAAUUUUAAAUGCUUAAA
Messenger RNA from Mercurialis annua (annual mercury), 2243 nucleotides. Its product is annotated as beta-fructofuranosidase, soluble isoenzyme I-like. Gene Ontology annotation, biological process: carbohydrate metabolic process. Bases 119 to 2035 code for a protein of 638 amino acids. Lineage: Eukaryota; Viridiplantae; Streptophyta; Magnoliopsida; Malpighiales; Euphorbiaceae. The transcript has 7 exons. The record is from RefSeq and is a predicted model, not a curated record. Gene Ontology annotation, molecular function: beta-fructofuranosidase activity.